AAACCAUGGGAAAGGGGCUCUUCGUUCACCGUUGGUGAAGGUAACUGCCUCCAAUUUUUAAAGUCCUUUUUUGUUUGCGAAGUAAGAACACUUGCUGUAAGAAAUCAAGUUCUUCCCUUCCUCUAUUUGAGGGAGAGCGAUGGUUUCUUCUACCUCUCUGCUUCUGUUCGCUCUCUCGCUAUUGCUGGUUUUCUUCAAUUCUUCCUGUGAAGUAACGAAUUACACAGAGAUUCACCUUGGGGAGCCAGUGCUGGACCUGACGCCAUCUCCUCUUGAUGGAUAUUCAUCUACUCGUGGUGCUAAAGAUAUGGUCUCAUGUGGCCGUGUGAAAGUUUCUGGUAUUCCAAGGUGGAAAAUCAGGAGUUAUGCGAAUUCAGUUCGUGUCACUUUGAUUCCUUCAGUGGUUAUACCUGAAAGUCUGUAUAGCAACAUUGAGGUUUGUUUCCACUGGAAUUCUUCUCUUGGAUUAUGCCAAUGUGUGAAGGAUGAAUGGAGAUCCAUCCAGAAGGGGUUAUGGAGUGCUUCCAUGUCACCAUAUGAUGACAGAUAUGUCGAUGUAAAGUUUAAUGGUGGACUUACAGAUUCCGUUACAGUUACCAUUGAAGAAGAGUUCCAUCAAUGGCGUCUCGUUUUUCUUGCUUUCGGAUUUACUUUACUGCUACUAGCACCAGUGGUCAGCAAUUGGGUGCCUUUCUACUAUAGCAGUUCAAUGGCAAUUGGAGUCUUCCUUGUUAUUUUGAUCCUUCUGUUUCAGGGUAUGAAGUUACUACCAACCAGCAGGAAAAAUGUUCUCUACCUUGCUGUAUAUGGAUCAGUGCUCAGUUUUGGAUCUUUCCUUGUGCACUACUUCUCAAUGAUGGUCAGUUCCAUUCUUGUGAGUUUUGGGCUUAGCCAAGAUAUGCAUAACCCUGUUUCUGUAUUGGUAUUAGUAGGACUUGUCCUUGCAGGAGCAGCACUAGGGUACUGGAUUGUGCGGAAAUUUGUAAUUUCGGAAGAUGGAACUGUUGAUGUUGGUAUAGCUGAGUUUGUGAAGUGGGCAAUGCGCGUUAUGGCAAUGACAUCUGUUUUACUGAGCACACUGGAUACUCCUCUGGCAAUGGUGGCAAUGGCUUCUUCUUGGGCUCUAUCUCUUAUUAUAUCUUCUUUCAAGUGGCAACGAUUGACGAAGCAAUCACAUACUGGGAAUGGGGGCUUGUGGUCAAGAAGGGCGAAACACACGCCUCCAAGUCACAAUCGUGCUGAAUUCCUAAGGAGGUCUGCCAAGAUGGACUCUCAAAGGGCAUUGUGGAAUAGCCCGAAGAGAUCAUUUGCUUGGUCUGAUUCUCCCACUAAAGGUUUGGUUUUAUCACAUCCUGUUAAGGGAUCACCAGCAUGCCAGCAGGACCGGGACUACUAUUCAACCUACCACAGUGUGCCAACCCGUAAGAGGUUCUCAAAGAAGGAAUACGAAGAUUUUACGAGUGAAUCUACUAGGAAAGGCAUUGCCGAGUUGGCAUCCUCGCCGGACUUCACUAAUUGGGUCAUUGAAAAUGCUGGCCGAAUGCAACUCCUUCCAGAUGACAGCUCAGAUGACAGUAUGGAGAGUGGAUUAGGUUCUUCGGAAGAGAAUGUUGCAGAGGGUGGCAGUAGGCUUAACCCUUUCAAUUGGUACUAACCUGAGGAUUAACCAUGUUGGUAGCAUCGAUGACCUGUUCCCUUGGAGGAGAAUGAGAUUAUUAUCAUUGAGGGCUUUCAUGUUGGGCAUAAACUAAUUAUUCCUUUGGUUACCCACUUGAAUAGGGUAAAAUCACUGAUGGUCUCCUCUGAGAUGAUCUGUAAUGUAGCAGUUGUUGCAGUUUAGAAUACUGCCUUUUUAAUUUAUUAGGUGAUGGAUGAUUUGUCAUGUCAAUGUUACUAACAGCCGGCAUCAUCUGGCAAUUUUGUAAAAAAACAAACAGGUCCUAGUGUCACAUGAAAUGAAAGGGUGCUUUCUUGAUA
This is a messenger RNA of Macadamia integrifolia, 1977 nucleotides long. RefSeq lists its product as uncharacterized. The record is from RefSeq and is a predicted model, not a curated record. NCBI's taxonomy places the organism in Eukaryota, Viridiplantae, Streptophyta, Magnoliopsida, Proteales, Proteaceae. The transcript is spliced from 10 exons. The coding region runs from base 140 to 1654 and encodes 504 amino acids.